Anopheles stephensi (Asian malaria mosquito) is the source of this 2135-nucleotide messenger RNA. It is a transcript of the gene Rcd-1, whose product is annotated as CCR4-NOT transcription complex subunit 9. The record is from RefSeq and is a predicted model, not a curated record. Gene Ontology annotation, cellular component: P-body; CCR4-NOT complex; CCR4-NOT core complex. The coding region runs from base 213 to 1118 and encodes 301 amino acids. Lineage: Eukaryota; Metazoa; Arthropoda; Insecta; Diptera; Culicidae. The transcript is spliced from 4 exons. Gene Ontology annotation, biological process: mRNA catabolic process; negative regulation of translation.
UCUUUUUGUAAACGCUUCAGAAACGCUUCGUUUGUGCCGCUGUCGAAUUUGCGUUGGUUGCGAGAAAACAACAUUGCUGCUGUACCUUACUAUUAAAUCCGAAUUUCGUUCAGCUGUGGUGCUGCAAACGUACGCUAGUCCUACGGUAAUCCUUUGUCCCAGUGUGCUGUGCUAGAGGGAAAGAUCCAACGUAAUCGCGAACCUCGGUGAGAAUGGCCGGCGUACAGCAAACAGGCAAUAUGCAACAAAUGGCGUCUCACAGCGAGAAGGUGUUCCAGUGGAUAAACGAACUAUCGAACCCGGAAUCCCGCGAAACGGCACUGCUAGAGCUGAGCAAGAAGCGUGAAUCCGUCCCCGACCUUGCACCGAUGCUAUGGCACAGCUUCGGCACAACGGCGGCCUUGCUGCAGGAAAUCAUUCACAUCUACCCGUCGAUCAAUCCGGCCACCCUAACAGCGCACCAAUCGAACCGGGUGUGCAAUGCGCUGGCCUUGCUGCAAUGUGUCGCCUCCCAUCCGGAAACGCGUUCCGCCUUUCUGGCCGCACACAUUCCCCUCUUUCUGUACCCGUUCCUGCACACCACCUCAAAGACGCGUCCGUUCGAGUACCUGCGGCUGACGUCGCUCGGUGUGAUCGGAGCGCUGGUAAAGACCGACGAGCAGGAAGUGAUAACGUUCCUGCUUACGACGGAAAUCAUUCCACUGUGCCUGCGUAUCAUGGAGUCGGGCUCGGAGCUGAGCAAAACGGUGGCCACCUUCAUACUGCAGAAGAUUCUGCUGGACGACAGUGGUCUGUCGUACAUCUGCCACACGUACGACCGAUUCUCGCAUGUUGCCAUAAUUCUGGGAAAGAUGGUAAUCUCGCUGUCCAAGGAACCAUCGGCCAGAUUGUUGAAGCAUGUCGUACGCUGCUACCUUCGGCUGUCGGAUAACCCACGUGCUCGCGAAGCGUUACGUCAGUGCCUACCUGAUCAGCUUCGGGAUGGUACAUUUACCGCAUGCCUCCAAGAGGACAAAUCCACCAAACACUGGCUGACGAUGCUGCUGAAGAACCUUGACACACCGGCCGGACCCGUUGCCGAUCCCCGUCAGGUUGGCAUUGCGCCGCUCGCCUCGUAAGCGCCUAAACCAGAUCUAAACUCACACUUCAUGGGCUGUAAUCGUGCAACCAGUGCCAGAGCGUUGGCCGGCAGGUGACGCAGUGAGCAACUUCGUUGUCCGUUUUUUUUCUAUCAUUUUUGUUUGUUGAGCUGAAGAGAGCUACCACCAGAUAGCAAUCCUAGAUUAAGGAGUUGGGCUUUCGGCUCUCUCGCUACACUUAGAUCUAAACUAUAGUCUUGUUUUCUGGCAUUACAACCACGAUAGGUGCUUGGUCUACCGUUUCUGGCUUCCUUGGCUUGAUUUUGCUCGGAGCUGGAUAGUCAUUCCCGCGUACGGAAGGAUGUUCCGGAUGGGGCUCGUGUGUCUUGCCGUGUAAAUACCAGCAGCUUGGUCAUCAGACCAUCCCAAACGAAUGGUUAAACUUAAAGCAUUGAACUAAUUUCCGUACAAAGGAUUGACUGUUCGGCUACGUGGUACCAAUAAGUCUGGUAAGCCAUGAUAUGCCCGACAAGGCCUUGCAGCACGUUAAGCCACGAAAGGAAGAACAAAUACACUAUUUUGUCCCAUUAAUUUGUACACGAUCGAAUAGAGAUUUGGGUUGCUUCGCUACUUCGCACUUAGGGGACGUAAUUCGUAAAGAACUGUGUACAGACAAUUUUUAAGACAACCGUUUCGGAGCAGCCGAGAGAGAGAGAGAGAGAGAGGGCUCAAAAUGUUAGGCGAACAGAAUUCAUCCCGUUCUGUAGCUUUCUUUGAAAGAAAGGCUUGGGAGCACGGAAAACAAAUUAAAGGAACCAACUAUUCGUAAUAGGAGCAGUUCGAAAUUCGUUUGUUGGCGUUGUGAAACACGAUGAGAUACAGAAAUAGAUUAAUGGUUAAAGGCGGACAUAAGCGUUAGUGGAAGUUCCGAUACAUUCGACAUACCACCACCCCAUACGAGAGCUUGUUAUUCGGAUUUGUCGCCUGCAGACAGCCAGGUACGAAAACUCACUCCAAUACCUACCUGUUUAGUAUUAAAUGUGUAUAGAAAAAUAA